AUGAACGUUUUAACUGAUUUAUUUGCCUCUGCAGUACAACUCUAUCCAGGUCAGAUGUUUCCAGUGCUCUAUAUUUUCUACUUUUCAUCUUUGAUUCCUCUGCGCAUGGCCAUCAGUCUGCAAUGUGAACCCGCUGAGCAGUCAGAGAGUGGAAAGGCUCUAAAAGGUCACAUCUUUAAAUCGAAAAGGGUACAAGAUCCGUAUGAGUGUCGGAUGUUCUGCUACAGCGAACUCACAUGUCAGAGCUACAAUUACGUCAAAACUGGUAAACUUUGCGAGCUAAAUAACAGAACCAAAGAAGCAAGACCUGAAGAUUUUGUCCGAGACGAAACUAGAUUCUACGUGCGUCGGUGGAAGAACAGAGGUACGGGCAAUAACAUAGUCUUUAAAAUCAUUAUUAUAUAAAAGAUUAGUAAAAACUGAAUAGUUUUCACGGCUGUAAACAUCAAGUUCCUUUCAGUUCUUGGACAAUCACACCUGGUUGGUAUCGUUAAGCCAAAAUUUUCAUCAAUUUAAUAAAUUUUUAAAUUUUGCAUAUGACGGUAACACAUGUUCAGCUAUUUUUGAGGAGUAGAGGUUGUGUUGAAGAGGUGCAAGAUAAACAGACAGACAGACAGAUAGAGAGGAAAGAGGACUUUUUUAAAGCUCAUUCAUAGAUGCCAGGUGUUUUGUACACUAUUAAAAUGUCACUGUAUUCAAAUGUGACUGAUUCCGUCAGCGUUGUCCUGGGACCAGGUUGAAGCUCGGAUAUAUUCCAUAUACAAUUCACACAUCGCUUGUGUAGUUCAUCAGAUCAAAUCAAAGCCUCGCAAUAAUUGGAGUGAGGGGGAUUGGGAGAACGAGUCUCCUCUGUCCAACCGGAGAGUCUAAGACUAAGAGGGAUAAGAAAUUAAUGUGUUUGGCUCACGGCAUUUCUCAAGAUGUUACCUUCAGAGCAUGCGUGUUUUAAACAUUCAAUGAAACUUAGCACAUCAGAUGUAACAUUAUAGUAUUCAAGGAAUUAUUUAAUUGCUCACUGUAUUUUGCAAUUUAAUAUGGUCACAUUGGAAUAUUCUUUGUUAAAAUGAUGCUCGGUUGGUAUUUGAACAUGGCAAUACGAUACAAUCAAGGAAGAUAAUCGUCACCAAAUGAAAAGCAUUCUACUGUUCCUUUUCCAAAGUCUCUUUAGGCUCCGUUCCCGAGAUGCCUGCCGAGUCUUGUGGAGAGAUCAAAGCCAGCGAACAAGGGAUGUCGGUCAGUGGUAGAUAUUGGCUGGAGCCCCAGAAGACAAAAAUGAAAUCCAAAAACUUUCUGGUAACUAAAUUAUAAUUCUUCAUUUUUAAACAAUUCAAGAAAAAUAGAUUUGUACCGUAAAAGUUAGAAUGUUUGGAAUUCAUAAUUCCUUUCUUAUCGACCAUUCACGAAAAAACAACUUUGGAUCAUAAAACGCAAGUUUGGAUGGAAUUUUUAAUUUCUGUGCAGGUUUAUUGUGACAUGGUAUCGAAGGAUGGGGCCUGGACCCUCCUCGCUCGGUUUUCAAACAGUGACACUAAAAACUGGAUGGAUGACUCAGGAGACUGGUGGUAUGACAGUGCUCAAGGUGCAGGAAAAACUGCUGACCCGUCAUACAGCGCAGACAUGAUAUCGCCGGCGUUCUGGCUGGUCAGUGGCAGAGAGCUUAAGAUCACGCGCAAUGAUGACUCUGGACACACUCCUCUAUUGCAAACAACAGGGAAUUGUCUGAGCGGGAAGACAUUCCGUUCCAAAAUUACCAGCUAUGGUGAUUUCAGAAACGGUUCAGUUUGGUCCAAUGGUGAGUGCCUGGGAAAAUGCAAAGUUAAAUAUGGAGGACAAUACCUUACCACCGAGGGCUUUGGACAGGCUUCAUGCAGUGGUGACCUGCAAGGUGCUGAUGAGGUCGGCUUCUGGUGUAACGAAGGCUGGAGUGGUUCUGUGAUCAUGAUUGGAGGAGGCGGAACUGGUUGUUCAGGUGCUGAUCACGGAAUUGGGACAACGGUGGCGAAACUUGCCUCUUUUAAAAUCAAAGAGGAUAACAGAAGAGAAUUUGAUUUUAGCAACGACGUAUGGGGCUCGAUAACUAAAAGUUACUCCUUGAAUUUGUGGAUUCGUUAA
Pocillopora meandrina is the source of this 2112-nucleotide messenger RNA. NCBI's taxonomy places the organism in Eukaryota, Metazoa, Cnidaria, Anthozoa, Scleractinia, Pocilloporidae. The record is from the annotation of a GenBank genome assembly.